UCGCUGUGCUUCCCUGUCGUUCCCUUCAAUUCACACCAUGCUCUUCCGCGCCGCCUCCCGCUAUGCAUGCUCCCUUCGGCCCAUGAUGGCUAUUGCCGCACGGGCGCAAGUCCCCCGUGCGCGAGCUUUCACAGUCACCCCUUUCGCUCGCAUGAGCCAAGGAGUUGUGGAUCGCGAUCUUGAACAAAAGCUCGUAGAGGAACUCAAGUACGAGAAGGAACAAGUACAAGGUGAAGAGGUCCCGAGUUUCCUCAAAGAGUUCCAGAACAAGGGGAUCUGGAAGGUGGAAGACAAGCCGGGAGAGAAGGAGAUUUCAUUGUCGAGAACUUUUGGCAACGAAAAGAUCACAUUGUUGUUCAGCACCGACGCGCUAGUUGAGGCUCAAGAGUUUGACGAGGGAGCUUCGGAAGAGGAGGAACGCACAUUGCCAGUAAAUCUUUCGGUGAUCAUUCAAAAGCAGUCCGGAUCCACAGAUCAUGGUGCCCUAGACAUCUCCGCCACCGCCCAAGACGGCUCAUUUUUCAUUGAAAGCGUUGCUUACAGCCCCUCUUCCUUCCUCGUCGUCGACCAAACUGCUGAAGGUGACUGGCAACGACGCGGCAGAUUCGGCGGCCCCGUUUUCGCCGACCUGGAUGACUCCCUCCAAGAAUUGUUCCACAACUACCUGGAGGAGCGUGGAUUGGAUGAGAGCCUUGCUUCUUUUAUUCCGCAGUAUGUGGAACACAAGGAGCAGAAGGAGUACACUAGCUGGUUGGACAAUGUCGCAAAGUUUGUUAAGCAAUAGAAAUGGGCCAUAAUCGCAUAUCGAAUAGGAUUUUCACAUUUGUGCUUUUUUGCAUUAUAAUAUCGUGAUGCUAGUGUGGUUUUGCA
Molecule: messenger RNA, 870 nt
Organism: Spizellomyces punctatus DAOM BR117
Lineage: Eukaryota; Fungi; Chytridiomycota; Chytridiomycetes; Spizellomycetales; Spizellomycetaceae
Exons: 4
Coding region: 38-784 (248 amino acids)
Biological process (GO): cytosolic ribosome assembly
Cellular component (GO): mitochondrial matrix
Source: RefSeq, a predicted model, not a curated record